GUGUGUGUGUGUGUGUUUGCUUGUGUGCACGCGCGCUUCCUCACCACAGACAGACAGGACAGAGAAUAGCGUUUCUGCAGACCGUUACUAUCAGUCAGAUAAACUAGCUCUCAGUACUGUUACACUUUAAAACUUUACUUUUAUUAUUAAAACACUUCAAAUUAAACUCAUGUGACGCCUUUGUGAGGUUUGGCAAGCGGAAGUCCACGCUGUAGGAAGUCUAAAAAAGUGAGAGAAGAACUGGCUUGUUUAUUCGGUAUCCUCUCAGAGAAGGACGACAAAAAUGGACACUCACAUUAAAGAAGGACAACUUUUUGUCCAGCACCAGAAGUUUGGAAAGAAAUGGAAGAAGAACUGGUUUGUGCUAUAUCCGGCAAGUCAGAACGGCAUUGCCCGGCUCGAGUACUUUGACUGUGGUGGAAGCAGCACGGAAAAACCCAAUACUAAAAAGUUGGAUAAAAAAAUCAUCCGCUUGUCAGAAUGCAUCAGCAUCCUUCCUUCUCUCACCGAAACCUGCCCCAAAGAGAACAUGUCGGCCUUCUGCGUGGAGACCAAUGACAAAACACACGUGUUUGCAGCCGAAAAGCACAUUACCACUGAGUGGGUGGAGAAAAUGUGUGAAAUAGCUUUUCAGGGAGGAAGCGGCUGUUUUCCUAGUACAGACUCAAAUGGACAGCAGAACCUGCAGAUGUCUGAGAACCUGAUUUAUUUCUCCAGAGAAGAAGUCAAUGAAUUCUGGGUAAGCGUCCAAAGAACAGAAGCAUCCGAACGUUGUGAUCUGAUGGGUAAUUACUGGCUUAAAGUGGAUGGAGAGAGUCUGAUUUUAAAGGAUCCUAAAACAAAGAGGAACCUGCUAGUGUGGCCCUACAAACUGCUGCGUCGCUAUGGCAGAGAUCGUGUCAUGUUCUCAUUUGAAGCUGGGCGGCGUUGUGAGUCCGGCCCUGGCAACUUCACCUUUGAGACGAAACACGGGAAUGAGAUCUUCCUGAUUGUGGAAAGCGCCAUUCAUGAGCAGAAACAGGCUGCUGAUGAACACCAGAGCUGCUCAUCUUUUGAUGGAGACUGUCCUGCUCUUCAACAGAUCCGCACCGCUAUCGCUGAGGCGAACAGCCGAGAGCCUGAUGGAGACUCCGGUGGGAGUAAGCCUGGCUCUGCGGAUGGGGUCAUUGGUCGAAGAGAAGGAGAAAACAAGAACCUGAAGGGGCGCAUUUUGCCAGAACCUCCAGUUCCUGUCGCUAGCAUGCCCUCACGCGGUCUAAAAGGCAGUCCUUUAAUGGAAGAUCAGGUAAAUCUGUACUCUGAGCCUGCUGACUCAGUUCGUCUGCCCAGUAAUCUUGGGGAACGUCUGUAUUCUGACCCUAUAGACAGCAUCAUACCUACACCAGUGGCCAACUCACGGCUCCGUCCCCUAGGGGACGAAGGUGGAAACCAGAAGUCUGAGCCUUUCUAUGCCGAUAUCUAUGACCAAGUGACCCUCAACCUGGUCCCUAAAACAGCAGCACUGGGACUGGAACCUUGGGUCAGGCAUCCCACAGAGCACAUUUAUGAUGAGCCAGAGGGGAGGGCAGGUACUUUAGGUCAGCCGAUGACCGCACUGUACGAUGAGGCGCGCGUGGAAAACCAGAUUUGGCGAAGCAAAGCACCUGAUGGACCGCAGGGUCACGAAGUGCCCCACAACCCGAAUACAGAGGACUACAGCAUCCCCGUUUUUGGCAAGACGCCUCCACCCCCAGCUACGGCUAAGCCUAAAGGUCCGAAGCCGCUCACAGCACCCAAGCCAGGAAAGGUUCCUCUCAGAAAAGACCUUCCUCUACAAUCCCAGGGUAAAUCUGGAGCUAACCUGAACAACAACAAUAGCAGGAGUAGCUAUUACAGUGCUGGAGAAGGGAUUGGAAACGGAGGAAGCGAUGAAGCAAAAAUACAGAAGCCCACAGAAAUUUAUAGUAAAGUGUCUAAACCACUAGCUACCGCUUGGCAUCCUGUUAUGCGACCACCAGACAUUAUCUAUGACAACUUGGGGGAUAUCUGAUUUUAUUCUUCAUGCCUUCUGAUAGUCCAGUGCACUUAAUAUUGAAGCCUACACUUGGAAAGUACGUUUGCACACACUUUCUAGGGUCUUGUUGGAAAGGCUUUAUCGCUUGCCAGGGUAAAAUGUGGGAUUGCUCAGUAACUGGAAACAAAAUCAGCAAUUGUACAAUCGUGUGUUGUAGUGAAGCUGCAUCAUAGAUAACGGACUAUGAUCAACGAUACCUAAAGGCUUUGUGAAGGGCGAUGAUACUACACUUUUUUGUAUGUGGGUUACCCACAUGGUCUCGUAUCAAAUUUGCACAUAUUUUUACCGGUUUCUCCUUCUUAGUGAAUCAAAAUGAGUCUGUGACUUGUAUUUUAAAGGCUGUAAAGCACUUAAUAUUAGAAAUGUAAAUAUCGAGAUGACAGAAUCUGCUGUCCGAUUGCUAGAUCACCAUGAGUCGUAAAAAGUCAGAGACUAUAUGGACAAUCGCUGCACACAUCUACAUUUGUUUUCUAUUGAAUUUCUAAAUGUAGAAGUUGACUAAUAUUUUGUGCUGUGUGGGAGUAAAUAAACAGCUGUGCUGUUAUUAUUAAAAUAAUAAUAAAAAUAUUUUA
Molecule: messenger RNA, 2625 nt
Organism: Trichomycterus rosablanca
Lineage: Eukaryota; Metazoa; Chordata; Actinopteri; Siluriformes; Trichomycteridae
Gene: dok1b
Product: docking protein 1b
Exons: 5
Coding region: 284-2029 (581 amino acids)
Biological process (GO): cell surface receptor protein tyrosine kinase signaling pathway; positive regulation of MAPK cascade; Ras protein signal transduction
Cellular component (GO): cytoplasm
Source: RefSeq, a predicted model, not a curated record